Molecule: messenger RNA, 948 nt
Organism: Pseudocercospora fijiensis CIRAD86
Lineage: Eukaryota; Fungi; Ascomycota; Dothideomycetes; Mycosphaerellales; Mycosphaerellaceae
Exons: 11
Coding region: 1-948 (315 amino acids)
Source: RefSeq, a predicted model, not a curated record
AUGAAUUUUCCUUCUCGAAUCGGCUGCCAGGGUCUUCGGCUUGGACUAUCGCGUUUGCCUUUUCCGCCAAAGGCGACCUCUUUUCCGACUCUAGCCAAAUCGGCUCAUAAUACGCAAAUCUUCUCGGAUGGCACGAAAGCUUCGUGGAGUAUUCAUGUCGGCAAUGCUGAAUAUGUCGAGAAUUGCAUAGCUACCUCGUUCUGGUCAGCAAUGAUUAUGGACAUUGGGAACAAGUCACUGUUGUUCAAGCUCGAAGCCAAGUUGACCCAAGUCAUCAUAGAGCUUCUCCUUGCUGCGUAUUUGGUGGCAGGGUCCAAAUUUGCGGGUCUCUGGCCCUCUGCCAGACUUUCUCAAGCCAUAAUGCCAGAUCGUUGCUCGUGCACACCAGGAUCCAGCCUGGAAGAUGAGCUCCGAUUCCGAGGAAGCGAGCAUAUGAAUAAAGCGGAUCUGCUCUUUCCAGUGCCCGCCGCCAUGGCCGGAUGUCGCAACUCCGACCUCGAAAUACUUGGCACCCGCUCAAAUAUGACUUCCCUGCUCGAACGGUAUGAAGGAACUUGUGCAACGUCGAUGGGUAUACUGUAUUCGUCUGCUUCGAGUCUCAUGAGCCUUAAUGUAUGGAUUGAUUGCAAUGGCUCUCAAUCCAAGACCUCGCUGUGUCAGAGCGAGCGCAUAGCUCUGCGAGGCACUAUCAGAGGCUUCAGCCAUGAUCCGGAGGCUCCAUCAAUAAGUCGCAAUUGCGUGGCAAUGAUGGUGUGGAUGCUUGUUGAUGGAUUCUCUCAAGAAGUAAAUGCGCUGUAUGUGAAGCUCUGGUCAAUGCGUGGUCUCAAUGCCUGCAAAGCUAGCUCGCGUAACCGCGCCAGUGAUACUCCGAAUUGUUGGCUCAAAGCGUCACAUACCACUUUGACACAUUCACUUCUCUACCUUCAAUCGGGGGGCCUCGGAGAAUGA